Messenger RNA from Phasianus colchicus (ring-necked pheasant), 2965 nucleotides. It is a transcript of the gene SLC38A9, whose product is annotated as solute carrier family 38 member 9. Gene Ontology annotation, cellular component: lysosomal membrane. Gene Ontology annotation, molecular function: L-amino acid transmembrane transporter activity. Gene Ontology annotation, biological process: amino acid transmembrane transport. NCBI's taxonomy places the organism in Eukaryota, Metazoa, Chordata, Aves, Galliformes, Phasianidae. The record is from RefSeq and is a predicted model, not a curated record.
GGGGCGGCGCCGCGCGGCUCGCCGGGAAGCGUAGUCCGUGGCUGGGCGCUUGCGGUCGCUUCCUGUUGUCGGCGCACAGCGCUGCCGGGGCCGCAGAAUAACUGUCAGUGUCUAGAAGAAAGAAGUGUAUUCACCAGAUAUGGAGGAGGAUACAAAGCCUCUCUUGAUUCCUGUAGGAGGCGAUGAAAGUAAUUAUGGAAUCAUGAAUAUACAGUUUAAUCCAGAAGAUUUUAAAUGCAAAAGACCAUUUCAUGUGGAGCCUACAAACAUAGUCAGCGCCAAUGAUGACAUGCAAAGAGUCUCUGACGAAGCUUCAGCAAUGAAUAAGCGGAUUCAUUACUAUAGCAGGCUCACAUCUCCUUCAGACAAGGCAUUGGUUGCUCCUGAUCAUGUACUUCCAGCUCCUGAUGAAAUCUAUGUAUAUAGUCCAUUAGGAACUGCUUUUAAAGUUGACAGUUGCACAGAUGGCUACGGUAAAAACUCCAGUAUAGUGACAAUAUUUGUUAUAUGGAACACAAUGAUGGGCACAUCUAUAUUAAGUAUCCCAUGGGGAAUAAAACAGGCAGGAUUUACUUCUGGAAUCAUUCUCAUCAUACUGAUGGGCAUUUUGACACUUUAUUGCUGUUACAGAGUUGUGAAAUCACGAAAAAUGAUACCUUUAAUAGAUACCUCGAACUGGGAAUUCCCAGAUGUUUGCAAGUAUUAUUUUGGAUCUUUCGGUCAAUGGUCAAGCCUCUUAUUUUCUAUGGUAUCACUUGUUGGAGCCAUGAUCGUUUAUUGGGUGCUUAUGUCCAAUUUUCUGUUCAACACAGGAAAGUUUAUAUACAACUUUGUUCAUGAUAUCAAUGUAACUGAUAUUGUUCCAGGCACAAAUGGAAGUAACAAAGUCAUUUGUCCCAAUGCUGCUAGUGAUCACCCACCACAGAACCGGAGUAUGAUAUUCUCUUCUGGCAACAGUACAGAUUUUCAGCUCUUUGAGGAGUGGUGGAGCAAAUCACAAACAGUACCAUUUUACUUGAUUGCUGUUCUUCUACCCCUGCUAAAUCUGAAGUCUCCAUCCUUCUUUGCAAAGUUUAAUGUCCUAGGUACGGUUUCAGUUAUCUACUUAGUUCUUUUGGUUACUGUAAAGGCUGCUCACCUGGGAAUCCACUUAGAAUUCAACUGGUUUACAGAGAAUGAAUUUUUUGUACCAGAAUUUAGAGUUCUGUUCCCUCAGCUCACAGGGGUUCUAACACUUGCCUUCUUCAUUCACAAUUGUGUCAUCACUCUUCUUCAAAAUAACAAGAAUCAAGAAAACAACGUGAGAGACCUCUCCAUUGCUUACUUCCUGGUGGGAUUAACAUAUCUGUAUGUUGGAGUAAUAAUUUUUGCAUCUUUUCCUUCUCCACCACUCUCCAAAGAAUGUAUUGAACAGAAUUUUCUAGAUAACUUUCCCAGCAACGACAUCAUGUCUUUUAUUGCAAGAAUAUUUCUGCUGUUCCAGAUGAUUACUGUAUACCCACUGUUGGGCUAUCUGGCACGGGUUCAGCUAUUAAGACAGGUUUUUGGAAAUGCUUACCCAAGUGUUUUCCAUGUGCUUGCUCUGAACAUAGCAAUUGUAGGAGCUGGAGUAGCAAUGGCAAGAUUUUAUCCAAAUAUCGGAGGUAUCAUAAGAUACUCUGGAGCAACGUGUGGUCUGGCCUUUGUGUUUGUGUAUCCAUCGCUCAUCUACGUGAUCUCCCUGCAUCGUGCUGGGCAGCUGACGUGGCCAGCAUUGAUCAUUCACAUCUUUAUAAUCCUCCUUGGACUGGCUAAUCUGAUUGCACAAUUCCUAUUCUGAAAACCCCCUUCUCCCUGUGGCUGUCACAAGUGAUACUGUGACAUUUGGCCACAGCCUUGAGCAACAUUAUCAGACUUGAUAAUGCAGUCUUGAGAAAAGCUGCACCUUUGAAAUAAAUUCAAAACACAUCUUACAGGCACUUGAAAGAAAACCUGUUUUGUUCCACUAAAAACACAAUUUUGAGAUCAGUGAAAUAGUUCAAAUAUGAUUGGGGUAGUUCUGUUAUUGUUGAAUGUACAUCAAGGGUUAAUGAUGCUCAGAUAUUUUAAUUUUUUAGAGCUAACUUCUCAGAACUCUCAGUUUUCAGCUUUAAGCUGUAGAACUCCUUUUUGUUCUGGAAGGACUGUCCUUACCUUUAAUCUGAACAUGCUUCUAUGGUUUUGUUUAUUAGCUGUUUGAAAUGUUCUUUUGUUGCAAUUGUUUUACUGUUUUGUUUGGAAAAUGAAGAAAUACACAUAAUUAUUUCAGAUUCUCUUGUUUUUGUCUGUUGGAACUUUUUGUGCCUUUAAAUCAAAAUUGAAGAGUACACACACCAUCUGUUCUGUAUUGAAAUUAUUUACACCACCCUGGUUCCUUGUGUAUUCUUACUGUCCAGUGCAUGAUUUCCCUAUUGCCUGUGGCUUGUCGGUCCACCCUUUUCACUGCCUCGCAGUGAGUACAGCUGAUGCUGCUGACACCGUUAGCGCUGGCCUACGCAUUUGCUCUGCAGGAACUGGGUCUGACCCCUUCCAUAAUAUUUCAGUUAAGUUUCUUACUUGAAUGUCUAUGCAGUCAUCACUGUAUGUAACUUGGAUGACUGCAGCUACUCCUUCUGAUUAUAUUCUUCCAUGUUCCAUUCAGACUUGACUACACAAGUUAAAUCUUUGCUGUUGAGGCUAAUAGUAAAUGUUUCUUGAUAUCAUCAAAAUUAAUUUCCAUUGUGAUGUAGUAGUUCAACGGAAAUUCCCAGGUAAGACAGAGUUCAUGCUGAUGCAUCUUAGUUGUAUCUUCUGUUUGUCUCUUUUCCAACUGAGCAAAAUACAAUCAUCUAAUUUGAUUAAAAUUUAGAGGGAAAUUAUCUGUAUCUUCUUGAAAGCCUGCUUUAGAUCUGGGUUGCACAGAGGUUCUUGAUGCACUUCAACACCUUAAAUUUUAAGUUGAUAAGUA